GCGCAUGGCGCUGCUGCCCCGGGCGCUGGGCGUGGGCGCGGCCUCGAGCCUGCGGCGGGCAGCGCGUGCGCUCACCUGCGCCAUGGCGAGUCCCGGCGAGCCGCAGCCCCCGGCCACCGCCGCCGCUUCCUACGACUACCUGGUGAUCGGCGGCGGCUCGGGCGGGCUGGCCAGCGCGCGGCGGGCGGCGGAGCUCGGUGCCAAGGCCGCGGUGGUGGAGAGUCACAAGCUGGGUGGCACUUGCGUGAAUGUUGGCUGUGUACCUAAAAAGGUGAUGUGGAACACAGCUGUGCACUCGGAAUUCAUGCACGAUCACGUGGACUACGGCUUUCAGAGCUGUGAGGGUAAAUUCAAUUGGCAUGUCAUCAAGGAGAAGCGGGACGCUUAUGUGAGCCGCCUGAAUACCAUCUAUCAAAACAAUUUAACCAAGUCCCACAUAGAUAUCAUCCACGGCUAUGCAACAUUUGCAGAUGGUCCUCAGCCCACGGUGGAAGUCAACGGGAGAAAGUUUACUGCUCCGCACAUCCUGAUCGCCACAGGCGGUGUGCCCACGGUUCCUCAUGAGAGCGAGAUCCCAGGUGCCAACCUUGGGAUAACAAGUGACGGCUUCUUUCAGCUGGAAGACUUGCCCAGCCGCAGCGUCAUCGUGGGUGCCGGUUACAUUGCCGUGGAGAUUGCGGGCAUCCUCUCGGCCCUGGGCUCUAGGACGUCUCUUAUGAUCCGGCAUGAUAAGGUUCUUAGAAGCUUUGAUUCUCUCAUCAGUUCCAACUGCACCGAGGAGCUGGAGAACGCUGGUGUGGAGGUGUUGAAGUUCUCACAGGUUAAGGAAGUAAAAAAGACACCGUCAGGCUUGGAACUCGAAGUAGUUACUGCUGUUCCUGGUAGGAAACCCACCACGACCAUGAUUCCAGAUGUUGACUGCCUGCUCUGGGCCAUCGGACGGGACCCAAACUCUAAGGGCCUGAAUCUAGAUAAACUGGGCAUUCAGACUGAUGAAAAAGGCCAUAUCCUAGUCGACGAAUUCCAGAAUACCAAUGUCAAAGGCGUCUACGCCGUGGGAGACGUCUGUGGGAAAGCACUCCUCACCCCAGUUGCAAUCGCUGCUGGCCGGAAACUUGCCCAUAGACUUUUUGAAUGCAAACAAGAUUCCAAGUUAGACUACGACAACAUCCCUACCGUGGUCUUCAGCCACCCCCCUAUUGGGACCGUGGGGCUCACUGAAGAUGAAGCCGUUCAUAAGUACGGGAAAGACAAUGUGAAAAUCUACUCUACUGCCUUUACCCCGAUGUAUCAUGCGGUGACCACGAGGAAGACGAGAUGCGUCAUGAAGAUGGUUUGUGCCAACAAAGAGGAAAAGGUGGUUGGCAUCCACAUGCAGGGGAUUGGGUGUGACGAGAUGCUGCAGGGCUUUGCUGUCGCAGUGAAAAUGGGGGCCACCAAGGCCGACUUCGACAACACCGUUGCCAUUCAUCCUACCUCUUCAGAAGAGCUGGUCACCCUGCGCUGAGAGCCCGGGGCUCGUGUGGCUAGCCGUCCGACCAGCAGGCUUCUGGGAGGAACCAAUCAAGUUUACUUCCUGUGCCAGCUUUAUAGAUUCUGUAUUUUAAUCAGGAACUUCUAAUGUUGUACAUUUCCAGUUAAACAAACAAACAAAACAAAACAAAACAAACAAAAAAAAGAACUUAUGUAUCUAAUCAUAAGGUUGUUUUAUUAAUCCAGGGUUGGUUUUCAUUUGAUAAUAUUUACAAUAAUUAAUAUUUUGAUUUUUUUCUUUUUAAUUAACAGCCUUGUGUUUGUUGUGUUUUUCUUGCUUUGGCCCCAUUCUAAGUUUAAAUGUAUAUGAAGUACACUGAAGUUAGUGCACCUGACGGAUGGAUAUAGUGGGCUAAUUUUUUUUUUUUUUUUUUUUUUUUUUUUGAGAUAGUGUCUCUAUGCAGCCCAGGGUGGCCUCAGACAACUCAAAAUUUUCCAGCCAUAGCCUCAUGAGUGCUGGAAUUCUAGGCAUGCAUGGCUUUUCCUGGCCUAGCUUGUUUGUUUUGUAUGAUGGUAAGUCUCCAUCUAUAAAUAUGCAAGUGUACAGAAUAUAUGUGUGGUAUUUUUCUGUAUUGGAAAGCUGCCCCGAGGAUGCUACCUCUCUAUUCUUGUUUUAUUCUUUGCUCUGUUUUAAAUGAUUUUAAAUGGUUCGUGUCAUUUUCAUGAAACGAAGUGUAUUGAAGUUAGACUUGAGGCUGGCUAGGUAAAGGAGAGCCACCCUGGCGAUGACUGUGUCAGGAGAGGAGGCUGGGGCACCCGGGAGCCUUUUCCUCUGAGUAUUCCUGGUUCAGCCGGUCAUUUCAGUAUCUCUGUGUUUUUGUUACUUUUUUUUUUUUUUAAUGAAAACUAUUCCAAAAAUUUGAAAUUCACUGCGUUGUCUUAUAAAAUUUAUUAUGAAAUGUACUGCUAUCAGUU
Messenger RNA from Arvicanthis niloticus (Nile rat), 2448 nucleotides. RefSeq names its product glutathione-disulfide reductase (gene Gsr). Gene Ontology annotation, cellular component: mitochondrion; cytosol. The record is from RefSeq and is a predicted model, not a curated record. Gene Ontology annotation, biological process: cell redox homeostasis; glutathione metabolic process; cellular response to oxidative stress. Lineage: Eukaryota; Metazoa; Chordata; Mammalia; Rodentia; Muridae. Gene Ontology annotation, molecular function: glutathione-disulfide reductase (NADPH) activity; flavin adenine dinucleotide binding; NADP binding.